AUGGCCAGCGUCGACGAGACCGUUGCCAAUGUGCAGCGCAAGAUUGACCGGGAGAAGGCCCUGAUCAACGCCGCCAAUGCCAUGCGCCAGUCGACUAACAAUCCCGCCGUGCUCUCGCGCUUGGACGGCCAGAUCAAGGAUGGCCGCCGCAACAUCGAGUACUUCGAGUCGAAGCUCAGAGACUUGGACUUGCAGCGCACAUCGUCUGGCAUGGACAACAUGAGCUUGCAGCCAGGGGCGCGCAAGGCGAACAACCCGCUGACGCCUCCCCCCAAAGACGGCUGGAAUGAAUAUAUGCAACAAGAUCAGGGCGGCUAUGGCGCGCCCCAGAGCCAGUACAGCAACCUCAGCGGGGGGGACGGCUUGAUGCCUCCACGCGCGCCAUAUGCUCAACCAGCGCCUGGCACGGCCAACAAGCGUCCAAAUUUCAGCAAGCUCGACCUUAUCAAAUAUGAUACCCCGCAUCUCGGCCCCCGCAUCCAGCUUAUGCUGUCCCAGCUCGAGUUCAAGCUCAGCGUCGAGAAGCAGUACAAGGAUGGGAUUGAGAAGAUGGUGCGGCUAUACCAGAUGGAGGGUGACCGCAAGAGCAAGCAGGAUGCAGAGGCCAAGCGCAUUGAGAGUAACCAGAAGAUCCAGCUGUUGAAGCAUUCGCUGAAGCGCUACGAGGAUCUUCAUGUUGACAUUGGAGAGGACGGAGGCGAUGAUGAUAGUCUGAACAUACCCAGUCAGAGGAAACCGCUGAGCGGCCACCUUUCGCUGCGCAUCCACUCAGUUGCCGACGUCGACCACGCAGCCACUGGUAGAUUCAGUCGCGGCCCGGAGACUUUUGUCAACAUCAAGGUCGAGGACACGAUCAAAGGCCGCACCAAACCAACGAGGAAUGAUCGCUGGACGGACGAAUCGCACGAAUUCAGCAUCGACAAGGCCAACGAAAUCGAGAUCACGGUAUACGAUAAGACUGGUGAUCAUCUGCUCCCCAUCGGCAUGCUUUGGGUUCGUAUAUCAGACAUUGCCGAGGAGAUGCGCCGAAAGAAGAUCGAAACUGAGCUCCAGAACUCCGGAUGGGUGUCAGCUGACAAGAUGGGAGGCCAGGCCGGUGGUAUCCAGCCUGACCUCCAAUUCCAACCGCCCCCUGGACAGGGCUUUGCCGGAGCUGGAGGUCCUGCGCCUGGUGGUAUGAGACCUCAGGGUGGUCCACAGCCUCAGACAGGCCCUGUCCUGAUUGACGAUUGGUUCUCCCUGGAGCCAGUUGGCCGAAUCCACCUUACCCUGUCUUUCGCAAAAUUCACGGGAAACAAACAGCCAUUCGACCUUGGUCUUGGUCGAAAAGGUGCCGUUCGUCAACGUAAAGAGGAUGUCGUGGAGCAGUACGGACACAAGUUUGUGCAACAGCAGUUCUACAACGUCAUGCGCUGCGCUCUCUGCGGCGAAUUCCUCAAGUACGCUGCCGGUAUGCAGUGUUCUGACUGCAAUUACACAUGUCACAAGAAGUGCUACCCCAAGGUGGUAACCAAAUGUAUCACGCAGUCAAAUGCCGAAACCGAUCCGGACGAAGCGAAGCUCAAUCACCGCAUUCCGCAUCGAUUCGAGAACUUCUCCAACAUGGGCGCCAAUUGGUGUUGUCAUUGUGGCUAUAUACUUCCCUUUGGUCGGAAGCAAACCAAAAAAUGCACAGAAUGCAGUCUCACAUGUCACGCUCACUGUGUUCAUUUUGUCCCAGACUUCUGUGGCAUGUCAAUGGAGGUGGCUAAUCAGAUAUUGAUGGAAAUUAAGCGGACAAGAAGAGGACAGUCUGCAUCAGGGUCAGGCAUGGCCCAACGCACCCUACGGCCACAGUCAGCUAAGCCUCUACCGCCGACACAGUCCCCGUAUCCAGCCCAGCCUGGCCAGGAACAGCAAUCGCAACCAGACCGAUACUCUUAUGGUAAAGACCAAAUGAGUCCUCCACCUGGGCCGCCACGCCAACCCUCGUACCCCACAUCAGCAGCAUCAGUCGAUGCGGCGCGCGUCUCCUAUUCGACGUCAAGCUCAACCCCUGCUCCGACAUCUCCCACGGCCCAGUCGAGACCCUCUUCAGGCCCACGGACUCAGUCUUCCGUAGCUGCUGCGCAGGCUGCCAUGAAUAAGACCGCCACUCCUACGUAUGGACGCAGUAAUACAGACUACCAACCCCAGAGUGGGAGGUCAUCUGGGAGUGGCUACCCAGCAGAUCAACGGAUACCACAGCAGCAAGCUCCUCAGCAAGCUCCUCAACAAGCUCCGUAUGACCCUGGGGCUUAUGCAAAUAUCCCAAGUUACCCGCAAAGCCACCCAAGUCAUCAGCAGCCGGCACCCAUGCCGUCGUAUCCCCAAAAGUCAUCCUACCCUCUACCGCAACCACCACCGCAAGCUCAGCCGCAGCACCAAUCGCAAUCGCUUUCUCAACAACCGGAGACAAAGCAACAGCAGCCCCCCUUAAAACAGCCUCCAUCUGGUACUGUAAUCAAAGCCCCCGAUAACAAGGUUACUCCUCCGGCGAACACCCAAGGUACAGGAAAGAGAAUCGGCUUGGAUCAUUUCAACUUCCUUGCAGUCCUCGGCAAGGGUAACUUUGGAAAGGUCAUGCUGGCUGAGACAAAAAGUACGAAGCAGCUCUAUGCCAUCAAGGUGCUGAAGAAAGAAUUCAUUAUCGAGAAUGACGAAGUGGAGAGCACGCGUUCGGAGAAGAGGGUUUUCUUGAUUGCGAACAAGGAGAGACAUCCAUUCCUUCUCAGCUUGCAUGCUUGUUUCCAGACCGAGACCAGAGUAUACUUUGUCAUGGAGUACAUUAGUGGUGGUGACUUGAUGUUGCACAUUCAAAGGGGUCAAUUUGGCACCAAGCGUGCUCAGUUUUAUGCUGCAGAGGUUUGUCUCGCGCUGAAGUACUUCCACGAGAACGGUGUCAUCUAUCGAGAUUUGAAGCUUGACAAUAUUCUGCUUACCCUUGAUGGGCAUAUCAAGAUUGCGGAUUACGGUUUGUGCAAGGAAGAAAUGUGGUAUGGGUCAACGACAAGCACAUUCUGUGGUACGCCCGAAUUCAUGGCACCAGAGAUCCUUCUCGACAAGAAGUAUGGCCGUGCCGUCGAUUGGUGGGCAUUUGGUGUCCUCAUCUACCAGAUGCUCUUGCAACAGUCACCGUUCCGCGGUGAAGAUGAGGACGAGAUCUACGACGCUAUUCUCGCCGAUGAGCCUCUCUACCCCAUCCACAUGCCCCGCGACUCCGUGUCAAUCCUCCAGAAGCUACUGACCCGUGAGCCCGAAAUGCGUCUCGGUUCAGGUCCCACUGAUGCGCAAGAGAUCAUGUCCCACGCAUUCUUUAGGAACAUUAACUGGGACGAUAUCUAUAACAAGAGGGUUCCGGCGCCUUUCAUUCCGCAGAUCACUAGUCCGACGGAUACUAGCAAUUUCGAUACGGAAUUCACGAGCGUGACGCCGGUUCUUACGCCUGUGCAAUCCGUACUCUCCCAAGCGAUGCAAGAAGAGUUCCGCGGCUUCUCUUACUCGGCCGAUUUCAACUAA
This is a messenger RNA of Cucurbitaria berberidis CBS 394.84, 3537 nucleotides long. Its product is annotated as protein kinase C. Bases 1 to 3537 code for a protein of 1178 amino acids. Lineage: Eukaryota; Fungi; Ascomycota; Dothideomycetes; Pleosporales; Cucurbitariaceae. Gene Ontology annotation, molecular function: diacylglycerol-dependent serine/threonine kinase activity; ATP binding. The transcript is spliced from 7 exons. Gene Ontology annotation, biological process: fungal-type cell wall biogenesis; signal transduction; protein phosphorylation. The record is from RefSeq and is a predicted model, not a curated record.